Messenger RNA from Theileria parva strain Muguga, 1317 nucleotides. Its product is annotated as lactate/malate dehydrogenase. The coding region runs from base 337 to 1302 and encodes 321 amino acids. Gene Ontology annotation, molecular function: oxidoreductase activity, acting on the CH-OH group of donors, NAD or NADP as acceptor. The transcript is spliced from 3 exons. Lineage: Eukaryota; Apicomplexa; Aconoidasida; Piroplasmida; Theileriidae. Gene Ontology annotation, biological process: carboxylic acid metabolic process. The record is from RefSeq and is a predicted model, not a curated record.
UUUCAAAUCGCUGUAAUUUUAUUACUAAUCUCGUAAAUUAUUGUAAAUUCUAUUAAUUUAUUGUAAAUAGUAUUAAAUUAUUGUAAAUACUAUUAAAUUAUUGUAAAAUUCUCUAAAAAUUGUAGAAUUGGUAAAUUGUAAAAUUCUUGAAAAUUAAAGAAUUUUGUAAAAUUGUUCUAAAAUCGUGAAGUUCUCAAAAAUCAAACAAUCUCUCUAAACAUCUCUUAAACACUCCCUAAACAUCUCUUAAACACUCCCUAAACAUCUAUUAAAUACUGUGUAAUAUCGUUAAAUACUUGGAAAGAUUGUGAAUACUUGGAAAAAUUGAUAGUGAAAAUGUCUGGAAUUAGGAGGAAGUUGAUUAGUUUGAUUGGCUCUGGAAACAUUGGCGGGAUCAUGGGAUAUCUGUCACAACUAACCGAACUGGCAGAUACCGUUUUCUUCGAUAUUGUCCCCAAUAUUGGCGCUGGGAAAUCGUUGGAUAUAAUGCAUGCGAAUUCGAUUCAGGGAAAGGCUUACAAAUGUAAAGGCACCAACAACUACAAAGACAUCGCCGGAAGUGAUGUCUGCAUCGUUACCGCCGGUUUGGCGAAGGCUCCUGCGAAAUCGAAUGAGGAGUGGAAUCGUGACGACUUGGUUGCGUUUAACGCUAAGAUAAUAACGGAGGUGGCUGAGAAUAUAAAAAAGUAUGCCCCAAAGGCGUUUGUAAUAGUGAUUACAAAUCCGAUGGAUGUUAUGGUCCACUUAAUGUUGAAGGUGACUGGUUUUUCAAAGAACAUGGUCGUGGGUAUGGGUGGCUUAUUAGACUCCUCGAGGAUGAACUGUUACAUUGCUGAGAAGUUAGGCGUUAACCCGAAGUACGUCCACGGCAGUGUUAUUGGCGCACAUGGUGAUAGUAUGAUCCCACUAGUGUCCCGCUCCACAGUCUACGGCAUACCAAUCCUCGACUUUGUAGAAAAAGGGUAUCUGACCCAUGAAGAUAUUAAGGAGAUUGAGGAACGUACCAUUACCUCAGCCAUUGAAAUACUGAAGUUGUACGGCUCAGGAUCUUCUUACUUCGCACCGGCAACGGCCGCAAUUGAGAUGGCCUCGGCCUAUCUUAAUGAUAAGAAAUCUGUGUUCCCGUGCUCCUGUUACCUCGAAGGACAGUACGGACAUAAAGAAGUCUACUGCGGCACUCCCGCAGUCAUUGGCGCCAACGGAGUAGAGAAGGUACUCGAACUCAAACUCACACCACAAGAACAACAGAAAUUCAAUGACUCAAUCAAAGAAAUCAGACGACUAGAAUCACUCAUCAAAUAAUCCCUUACAUGUUCA